Molecule: messenger RNA, 2250 nt
Organism: Argentina anserina (silverweed cinquefoil)
Lineage: Eukaryota; Viridiplantae; Streptophyta; Magnoliopsida; Rosales; Rosaceae
Product: rhodanese-like domain-containing protein 6
Exons: 9
Coding region: 21-1919 (632 amino acids)
Source: RefSeq, a predicted model, not a curated record
CUGAAGCAGAGCUUUCAACAAUGGAUCCCAAAGUUGAUAGUAAAGAAGAAGAAGAUCAGUAUGGGGUUCUUCUAUACUACAAGUACGCCCAAAUUCCGGACCUUGACGAGCUCUUCAGCUUCUACGACUCAAACUGCAAGUCCCUCUCACUCCUCGGCCGCGUUCGUCUCUCUCCUCUCGGCGUCAACGUCACUGUCGGUGGGACGUUGAGUGCAUUGAAGAAGCACAUUGCUGCGGUUGAGUCGAAUGGUUUGUUUGAAGGAACUGACUUCAAGCUUGCAGCUUGUGGCCGCCCAUCCAAUGAUAAGGUUGCUGAGGAAUGUGGCUUCACUUGUCUCUCAAUCCGCAUUGUUAAGGAAUUGGUUACUCUCAGCUGUAAUCCUCUGAUAAAAUCGCCAGAGAUUUCACAUGCUGGAAAGCAUCUCUCCGCAGCUGAGUUUCAUUCCGUUUUACAGAAAGCUGGACAAUUACACAAAGAGAGCAAAGAAAACGAUAGAGAACUUGUUCUAUUGGAUGCAAGGAAUCUAUAUGAAACGAGAAUUGGGAAGUUCCACACACCAAAUGUGGAGACUUUGGACCCGUGCAUUAGGCAGUAUAGUGAUCUUCCCUCAUGGAUAGAUGAUAACUGUGAUCAAUUGCAAGGAAAAUCAGUUCUAAUGUAUUGCACUGGAGGAAUCAGGUGUGAAAUGGCAUCAGCCUAUAUUAGGUCAAAAGGUGCUGGGUUUGAAAAUGUGUUUCAGUUAUAUGGUGGAAUACAGCGUUAUUUGGAACAGUUUCCAGAUGGUGGUUUCUUCCAAGGGAAGAACUUUGUUUUUGAUCAUCGGAUCUCAGUCAGCAGUUCAGAUGCAAAUAUUUUGGGUGCAUGUCUUCUCUGUGCCACCUCUUAUGAUGACUAUUCGUCGCGCCUUCGUUGCAAUUACUGUAGAAUGCUUGUAUUAGUUUGUGAUAGUUGCCAGCAGAGGAAGGGAUCUGUAUUUACUUGUGAGCUUUGCCACAAUCAUCACAAGGGUGUUGGGUUGACUUCUUCUAUUGUAAACGACGAAAUCAGUUCACUACCAUCAGCUGACACUGCCUCUUCCGAUACUAAGCUCUCAUGCCAGGUGCCUUGCAGACAGGCUACUGGUUCUCCAAGAAAAUUGAGAAUCUUGUGCUUACAUGGAUUUCGUCAAAAUGCUUCCAGUUUCAAAGGAAGAGCAGCCUCAUUAGCAAAGAAACUCAAAAGCAUUGCUGAGCUCGUGUUUGUGGAUGCACCUCAUGAAUUAGCAUUCAUAUACCAACUACCCUCAGAUCUCAGAGAGUUGCCUCACAGUUGUACCUCUCCACCAACACCACAACAAGGCACUAAUCUUCCACCACCCUCGGAGCACUGCAAGAAAAAAUACGCAUGGCUUGUAGCACCUGGUUUCCGAGAAAAGACUGGUAACAGUAACUGGGAAAUGGUAGAUGGUCCGUUCGAACCUCUGCAGUACCAGCAGCAAACUGCAGGUUUUGAUGAAUCAUUGGCAUACAUCAAAACCGUGUUUGCUCAGGAAGGCCCGUUUGACGGAUUGCUGGGAUUUUCACAGGGAGCAGCAAUGGCAGCUGCGGUCGCUUUCACACAGCAAACACAAACUACACCAUCAAAAACCGUGGAAAUGCAGUUCAGAUUUGUCAUUCUGUGCUCUGGCUUCGGUAUCAAGUUACUAAAACAACAGUUUGAUGAGGAGAGAAUGACCAAGAAAUGCCACUGCCCUUCCCUCCACAUAUUCGGCAAGGACCAUGGCAAAGACCGACAGAUUGCCAAGCAAGAAAGCCGAGAGCUCGCCUCCUUAUUCGACGAGGGCUGCUCGAUCGUCAUCGAACACGACUCCGGCCACAUCAUCCCUACCCGUCCUCCCUACAUUGAUGACAUCAAGGACUUCCUCUCACGCUUCCUCUAAACCCCUCAAGUCCCCCAAACCCUAGUCACCCUUUAAGUUUUUUUUUGAAUCGCUUCACGUUAUCCCAAAGGCUUCCUAGGCCCAAGGACUAAUCCGUCGAGGGAGGUCUUCUUAAGGGCACUGCAGCCCCUCCCUAACCACUUUUAAUAGUUUCGCGAAUCGAACCUAGGUGGGGGAGCAUGCUCAACUGGGCAAGAUCCACUGCACUACCCUGGUUAGUCACCCUUUAAGUUUGGUAGCCUUAUCUGUAACGCUCUUGUUUCCUUGUGCCAACCUUUUUAAUGAAUUUGGUUACUUUCACCCAAAAGUAAACAAAGAGAAAAGCAACGCA